Molecule: messenger RNA, 1101 nt
Organism: Pelecanus crispus (Dalmatian pelican)
Lineage: Eukaryota; Metazoa; Chordata; Aves; Pelecaniformes; Pelecanidae
Source: RefSeq, a predicted model, not a curated record
UAUAGAUUCUUUGGAGAGCCUGUGGUAGAAGCUUGUGUUGAAAAUGGUGCCAGCUGCAUUGACAUCAGUGGAGAACCCCAGUUUCUGGAAGGAAUGUACCUGAAAUACAAUGAAAAAGCUGCAGAAAAGGGAGUAUACAUCAUCGGAAGCUGUGGCUUUGACUCUAUACCCGCCGAUAUGGGAGUACUGUACACCAGAGACAUGUUGAAAGGUACCUUAACUGCGGUUGAAAGUUUCCUGAGGAUGAAAUUUGGGCCUGAGGGUUCUUGUGUACAUGAUGGGACCUGGAAGUCAGCCGUUUAUGGCCUUGCGGAUCAAGACAACCUGAGGAAGCUUCGAAAAAAGAUAGGAUAUGCCCCCGUUCCAGUAGUUGGUGCAAAGCUGAAAAGAAGAGGACUUGUGUUUUACAAUCAGGAGUUCAAAGAGUACUCCAUUCCGUUCAUGGGAUCUGAUGUUUCUGUUGUGAAACGGUCUCAGCGUUAUUUGCACACAGAGUUUCAGGAAACACCUGUGCAGUACGGUGCUUACGUGAACGUAGGUGGUCUUGGCUCUGUUAUCAAGCUGAUGUUUGCUGGCAUUUUAUUUCUCCUUCUUGUGAAGUUUAGCUUUGGAAGAAAACUUCUGACAAAAUACCCAGAAUUUUUCUCUGCUGGACGCUUCACAAAGAAAGGACCAACCCAGAAGCAGAUGGAUGAAACCUCUUUUACAAUUACUUUUUUUGGCGAGGGUUACAGUGAGGGGCAAGAUCCCCAGAAUGGCAAACCAAAUGUAAAGAUCUGCACCGAAGUGAAGGGACCAGAGCCUGGCUAUGUUGCUACGCCAAUUGUAAUGGUUCAAGCAGCUGUAUCUCUUCUGGAAGAUGCAGCUUGUCUGCCUAAACAGGGUGGUGUAUAUUCUCCAGGAGCUGCCUUCUCUAAAACAAAACUGAUUGAUCGCCUCAACAAACACGGUGUCGAGUUCUCUGUUAUUAGCAAGCCUGAAGUCUGAAGUCAAAACAUAACUGUAUCAACUAACCCCUUUCCUGGGUCUAACUCCAAUAAAACUCACUUGGCUGCAAAAGCCGCAUGAUAAAAUAGUUUCACUGUGCUAUUGUUUACAGCA